AAAGCCUAAACUUUGAGGAACUCCCCGGUACUGCUGCUGCUGCUGCUGCUGCUGCUGCCACAUUGACCUGCAGACUCCCAGCCAAGAACUGAAAGGGGACACUCCACUCCACUCCACUCCACUCUGCUCCACGCCAGGAACAUGGACCCAAACUAAAUCUGAAUGAAGAAGCUCUCGUUUGCACCAUCCUUCUGAUUUUUUUCUUUGCCCCCCUAAACCAUAAGGAGAACUGCACUAUACAGAGAGGAUCUAAGUCAGGAACAUUGUGAGGGCAGUCAUGAUCCCCUCCGUCCAUUGGCUCUUGCUGCUGUGGGGAUUUCAGGGUCUGUGUGCACAGAACUAUGAAGAAGACUAUGAAGAAGAGGUCGUGCCCACCAGGAAGAAGAACAAACUAUUGUUACCAAACUCCAUACCUCAGAAUGGCAAAUCUCUCAUAGACGAGGACUGCAGUUUGGAGUUAGCGUUUCUGAUCGACAGCUCAGAGAGCGCCAAGGACAACCACGCCCAGGAGAAGCGGUUCGCCUCGGACGUGAUGGACCGGCUGCAGGGCCUUCGGCUGCAGACCGGCCGGGGGCUGAGCUCCCGCGCCGCCCUCCUUCAGUACAGCAGCCACGUCAUCAUAGAGCAGACCUUCAAACAGUGGCGGGGCAUCGACGACUUCAAGGCCCGGAUCGCUCCCAUCGUGUACAUCGGCCACGGCACCUACACCACCUACGCCAUAACCAACCUGACCCGCAUCUAUUUGGAGGAGUCGGACACCAGGAGCAUCAAGGUGGCCAUCCUGCUCUUUGAUGGCAUCUCGCACCCGAGGAACCCAGACAUAUUUUCGGCUGUGGCCGAUGCCAAGAACCAGGGCGUCCGUUUCUUCACCAUAGGAAUCACACCUGAAGCCAACGAGCUCGCCAAUAUAGCUCAGCUGCGGCUAAUUGCUAGCUCCCCGGCUUCCCGCUACCUUCACAACCUGCAGGACAUAGGCAUUGUGGAUAAAGUCAUUAAAGAGAUUACAGCACUGGCAGAUGAGGGGUGUCCCCUGGCCCAGAGCAAGUGUGCAUGCGAGAAGGGCGAGAGGGGACCCGGGGGCCCUGCUGGCAAGAAAGGGCGACCCGGAGACGAUGGAACCCCCGGCACUAAAGGACAGAAGGGUGAGAGUGGGCUCAGCGGACUUCCAGGUCGUGAAGGAUCCGAGGGGAAACCUGGAUACAAAGGAGAGAAGGGGGAGAGAGGAGAGUGCGGCACACCUGGAAUUAAGGGAGAGCGAGGUCCUGAAGGCACCAUUGGCCAGAGGGGAAUUCGUGGACUUCAGGGUUUGCCUGGUCCGCCUGGUGAUAUUGGACACGAAGGUGUGAUGGGUCCGAAGGGCGAGAGGGGACUUUCUGGGCCGCCUGGCGUCCAAGGGGAAACAGGGAUAGGCCUUCCAGGGCCCAAGGGCGAUGUGGGUUUCCAGGGGCAACCAGGGCUUCCCGGCCCUUUGGGAAUCGGCGAGCCUGGACCACCGGGACCUCAAGGGCCGCAGGGAGUCCAAGGAGAAAGAGGGCCAACGGGAGAAGGUCUCCCUGGACCAAAGGGCGAGAGAGGUUUGGAUGGGCCGCGGGGGCCCAGAGGACAGCUCGGCGUCGGAGUCAAAGGAGACAAGGGGGAUUUCGGCCCCCCAGGACUGCCGGGGCCUCUCGGCCCCCCAGGAGCUGGCAUACAGGGCGAGAAGGGCAUGGAGGGUCCAAGGGGGCCACCAGGGAGCAGAGGCCCACCAGGAGAAGGCCUGCCCGGAUCUAAGGGAGACCAAGGUUUGCCGGGUGAGAUCGGUGCCCCGGGAGAAAGAGGGGAGGGAGAACCUGGAGCUAAGGGUGAACCGGGAUCCACGGGAUUGUCGGGUUUGCCAGGGCUGCCUGGGGAGGACGGAGCCCCGGGACAGAAGGGAGAGCCAGGAGCUGUCGGCCCAAGGGGAGCAGAGGGGGCUCCUGGAUUUGGCACCCAGGGUGAAAAGGGUGAUCAAGGCCAAAGAGGAAUAAGAGGCUUGAAUGGUCCACCGGGCAUCGCCGGACCCUCGGGACCAAAGGGAGAACCAGGGGCGCAAGGAAGGAUGGGUUCUUCUGGUCCGCCAGGACGCUUCGUCAGUGGACCCAAGGGGGAUGUCGGGCCGAGCGGUCCUCCUGGUCCGAUCGGAGAGACUGGCUACGGACUUCCUGGUCCAAAGGGUGACCGAGGGGAUCCGGGCUCUCCAGGUCCAUUCGGUCCCAAAGGAGACGGCUACCCGGGCCCAAUGGGCCCGCCCGGUCUGCCCGGACUUCCGGGAGAAUCUGGACCGGAAGGAGUGGGCCUCCCUGGACCAAAGGGUGAUGUUGGUUUCCGGGGGUUACCGGGUUUACCAGGACCCCCAGGCGAAGGCAUCCAAGGACCUCCGGGUAACCCUGGUCGACCUGGACCAGCAGGGCCAACAGGACCACAAGGACAAGGAGUGCAAGGACCAAAAGGCGAGCAGGGAUCAAAGGGCGUGACGGGGCCGAGGGGGCUGCCAGGAGAGGGCUUUCCCGGAGUUAAAGGCGACCGAGGCUCGUCGGGGGAGAGGGGCCUGAAGGGGAUCAAAGGAGACAUGGGAGACCCCGGAUCUUCUGGACUACCUGGCCGACCUGGUGUUAAAGGAGAAGCGGGUCUUACUAGGGAGGACAUCAUUCGAAUGAUCAAGGAGAUCUGCGGAUGUGGGAUCAAGUGCAAGGAGAGGCCCAUGGAGCUGGUGUUCGUCAUCGACAGCUCGGAGAGCGUGGGCCCGGACAACUUUGAGAUCAUCAAAGAUUUCGUGAACGCGCUGGUCGACCGGGUCACGGUGGGCCGCAACGCCACCCGGAUCGGCCUGGUCCUGUACAGCCUGGAGGUGAGGCUGGUGUUCAACCUGGCCCGCUACGUCACCAAGCAGGACAUCAAGCAGGCCAUCAGGAACAUCCCCUACAUGGGCGAGGGCACCUACACGGGCACGGCCAUCCGCAAGGCCACGCAGGAGGCCUUCUUCAGCUCGCGGGUGGGGGUCAGCAAAGUGGCCAUCGUCAUCACCGACGGGCAGACGGACAAGCGGGAGCCCGUGAAGCUGGACAUAGCGGUGCGGGAGGCGCACGCCGCCAACAUCGAGAUGUUCGCCCUGGGGAUCGUGAACACGUCGGACCCGACGCAGGCCGAGUUCCUGAGGGAGCUGAAUCUGAUCGCCUCCGACCCGGAUGAGGAACACAUGUUCCUCAUUGACGACUUCAACACUCUGCCAGCUCUGGAAUCCAAGUUGGUGAGUCAGUUCUGUGAGGACGAGAACGGAGCCCUGAUUUACAACAGAGUAACCAACGGCUACAACGGCUACAAUGGCAACAACGGCUACAACGGCAACAACGGGAGGAAUGGCAACGGGAACUACGCCACAGGCGGCGUCGGCUACAGGCCUGUAACCGAGCAGGGGACGGCGAACGGCAGACAGAUCGGCACCAACACUGGCACCAAUUCCCAGAACCAAGGAAACCAGCAGGGAGGAAGAGGAAGAGGAGGAGGAGGGCAGCGCGUUGUCACGGAGACAACAAGUCGCGGAAAUGAGCGCGGGGACACGUUUAACCGAGACACGGACUUGAGACCCGUCGCCCCGACCAGGGGGGACUCCUCAAGCGGCCGGGACUCUUCCUCGUCUUCGUCCUCCACGAAUAUCACCACAGGUGUAUCUGUGGAGUACGUGCCCGUGCCGAGGCCAGCUCUUCCCAAAGAGACCGUACCCUUGGACCCGCGCUGCAGCUUACUCCUGGACCAGGGCACGUGUCGGGACUACAACAUCCGCUGGUACUACGACGGCCAGGCCAACGCCUGCGCCCAGUUCUGGUACGGAGGCUGCGACGGCAACAGGAACCGCUUCGACACGGAGGAGGAGUGCAAGAGGACGUGCGUGGUGGCCCGAUCCUCCGGAGGCUGAUAGACGGGAUGCUGUCACACAUCUGCUGUAGAUAUACUUCUAAAGAGGGGCAGCUAAAACCGGCCAUUUUUCACAGACUUAUGUAAAAAAAAUGUUUUUGCAUAAUUCUCAGCUACAUACUGACGCAAAAUACCACCACUACUACAUUCCAGUUCACGCCUCUGUGCCCCCCUGCCACACUUUAUCAUCCUCUUAUUACAGUGGAAAAACAGUCCAUUACGGACAGACACUACCGUCUAUUACUGUUUCUAAUAAAGCGGGAGAUGCUCCAUCACUUUACUCAGGAAUACAGAUGAGCGCUCAGCAUGCCGCUGCAGGUAGCAGGUCACCGGAUAUUUGCACGCCUCCAAAUCACGAUCAUCUUGUUCCACGCGCAGUCAGUGAACGCAGCUAAGACGGACCAUUUACCCAACGUGAUCGCUAAUAACAAUCAGCUGUUCCUUACCCUGACCGUCUGGGAUUGUGCAGACGAAGCCUAUCCCCACUUAUAUCCGUUUGUUUUAUACACACACACUGUUGCUGUGUAACUUCACGGAGUCAUUUUAUGUGUUUGAAUGUGUUCCCUAGAUUUCCUGAAUGAAAACUGUGAUGUUUUGUGUUUACAUUGUGUCACCUCAUGAGCAUUAAUCAUAAAACAGUGAUUGUCAGACACACACACACACAAACACAAACACACACACACACAUAUAAACACACACACACAUAAACACUGCCCUCUACUGGGUAACGUGUUCAUAUCACAAACCGUCACAGAGUUGAGUGGGAAGCUGUGUGAGAAGAGCUUGUUGAACAACUGUGUUACCCAGCUGUACUGACUGCAUAAAUCCAUCCUCUACUGUGUAAUGAAUCAUCGACAUUUGAUGUCAAAAGUGAUUAAUAAAUCGGAUCUUAACUACAA
Molecule: messenger RNA, 4829 nt
Organism: Mugil cephalus (flathead mullet)
Lineage: Eukaryota; Metazoa; Chordata; Actinopteri; Mugiliformes; Mugilidae
Product: collagen alpha-1(XXVIII) chain-like
Exons: 36
Coding region: 278-3931 (1217 amino acids)
Molecular function (GO): serine-type endopeptidase inhibitor activity
Source: RefSeq, a predicted model, not a curated record